Molecule: messenger RNA, 1594 nt
Organism: Corylus avellana
Lineage: Eukaryota; Viridiplantae; Streptophyta; Magnoliopsida; Fagales; Betulaceae
Product: beta-glucosidase 12-like
Biological process (GO): carbohydrate metabolic process
Molecular function (GO): beta-glucosidase activity
Source: RefSeq, a predicted model, not a curated record
AGUAGUAUGGCAUUUCAGAGGUACCUAGUUUUGGGUAUCUUACUUCUUCAUGUCUCAUUAAUGAACACCAUUGUUGUUAGCCCAAACCAUUACAGUACUGCUUCGCUCAACCGGAGCAGUUUUCCAGUAGGUUUCAUUUUUGGGACGGCGUCAUCAUCUUAUCAGUACGAAGGUGCAGCAAAAGAAGGUGGUAGAGGGCCAUCUAUAUGGGACACUUUCACCCAUAGAUAUCCAGGUAAUAUAACGGAUCAUAGUAAUGGAGAUGUAGCUGUUGAUCAAUAUCACCGCUACAAGGAAGAUGUGCACAUUAUGAAAGAAAUGGGUUUAGAUGCAUACAGAUUCUCAAUCUCAUGGUCCCGAGUUUUACCAACUGGAAAGCUUUGUGGGGGUGUGAACAAGGAAGGAAUUAAAUACUACAACGAUCUAAUCAAUGAUCUCCUAGCCAAAGGUCUAAAGCCCUUUGUGACACUCUUCCAUUGGGAUCUUCCCCAAGUCUUAGACGACGAGUAUGGCGGCUUCUCAAGUCCUCAAAUUGUCCAUGAUUUUCGGGAUUUUGCCGAACUUUGCUUCAAGGAAUUUGGUGAUCGAGUGAAACACUGGAUUACACUAAAUGAGCCACUAGGCUACAGUGUUAAUCUUUAUACAAUUGAGUUCUUAGCAUCGGAUCGAUGUUCCAAUCAGCAAAAUCAAAAUUGCACAAUCGGAAAUUCCAGCAUAGAGCCAUAUUUGGUUUCACACCACCAGCUUCUUGCUCAUGCAGCCGUCGUGAAAUUGUACAAGCAAAAAUAUCAGGCAAGACAAAAAGGGUCAAUAGGAAUAACAUUAGUGGCAAGUUGGACGGUGCCAUAUUCUAAUGCCAAGCAUAAUCGUAAAGCUGCACUAAGAGCCCUUGAUUUCUUGUUUGGAUGGUUUAUGGACCCCUUGACCAAUGGUGACUAUCCACGUAGCAUGCGAUCUCUUGUUGGAAACAGAUUACCCAAGUUCUCAAAAGAGCAAUCCAAUAUUGUAAAUGGGUCGUUUGAUUUUAUUGGAUUAAACUACUAUACCACCACUUAUGCAGCCAAUGCACCUCAUCACAAUGCUGUAAAUGCAAGCUACACAACAGAUAUGCGUGUUAAUCUUUUAACCGAGCGAAAUGGGAUUCCCAUUGGUCCAAAGGCAGCUUCUGAUUGGCUCUAUGUGUAUCCGAGAGGAAUACGAGAUAUUUUGCUAUACACAAAGACAAAGUAUCAUAAUCCGCAAAUUUACAUCACUGAGAAUGGAAUUGAUGAGUUUAAUAACGCCUCAUUGUCCCUCGAGGAAGCCCUUGUCGACAACCAUAGAAUUGAUUAUUUCUAUCGCCAUCUUAAAUACCUUAAUAGAGCUAUUAAGGAUGGGGUAAACGUGAAAGGAUACUUUGCGUGGUCACUAUUGGACAACUUCGAAUGGAAUAGUGGUUACACCGUUCGAUUUGGUAUCAACUAUGUGGAUUAUAAGAAUGGGUUGAAAAGACACCCAAAACUGUCAGCCCAUUGGUUCAAAAGCUUCUUGAAGAAAUAGAGUACAUGAUGCAUGCGUGCAUGCUUAAUCUCACAAUGACCAAUUAAUUAAUAAA